Molecule: messenger RNA, 849 nt
Organism: Branchiostoma belcheri (Belcher's lancelet)
Lineage: Eukaryota; Metazoa; Chordata; Leptocardii; Amphioxiformes; Branchiostomatidae
Product: D-beta-hydroxybutyrate dehydrogenase, mitochondrial-like
Exons: 5
Coding region: 13-849 (278 amino acids)
Molecular function (GO): oxidoreductase activity
Source: RefSeq, a predicted model, not a curated record
UAGGUUCCGACAAUGGUUAAGCCACUGUACCUGUUCUACUGUGCAAGCCUGGCUGGCUUAUCCGCCAUUUUAGGCUUGUUGUUGUUGUUGUCCCACUGUGCACCUGUCCUGUACUACCUGUGUACGGGGAUACUGAUGGGUUCAGUGGGAUACUGUCUGGUUCUGUACUUGGCGCCAAAGAGCCGAGUUAACGGGAACGGCAAAGCUGUCUUCAUUACAGGAUGUGACAGUGGUUUUGGAUUUGGACUUGCCAAACGCCUGGACUCGCUGGGGUUCACGGUGUUUGCCGGCUGUCUGCUAGCAGACAGUGGUGGGGAGGGGUCGAAGAAACUCCGUGCUGAGUGCUCGAGCAGGCUGAGUACUGUUCAGAUAGACGUGACUGAUGAUGGACAGGUGAAGGCCGCUGUACAACAGGUCAAAGAUCGACUACCCACGGGGUCAAAGGGUCUUUACGCACUUGUAAACAAUGCUGGAGUCACGCAGCCGGGAGAGGUAGAGUGGGUCAGCAUCGCCGCCUACCGACAUGUGAUGGAAGUGGACACCUUCGGUACCGUGCGGGUCACCAAGGCGUUCUUACCUCUGAUUCGUCGGGAGAAAGGACGCGUUGUGAACAUCUCCAGUGUGAACGGGCUUUACCCAAGCCCGAUGGCGGGUACCUACAGCAUGGCCAAGGCGGCUGUAGAGUUUUUCUCUGACGCUUUAAGGCAUGAGAUGCACAAAUGGGGUGUCAAAGUCGUCAUUGUGGAGCCAGAGAGCUUUGCACGGGCUACAGAUAUGUUCUUGCCAGCCGUUUUCAAUAAGUUCGUUCAGGUACGGCGUCUGCAGCAUUCAAGUAUCCAGCAGUUAUAA